Molecule: messenger RNA, 1521 nt
Organism: Blumeria graminis f. sp. triticale
Lineage: Eukaryota; Fungi; Ascomycota; Leotiomycetes; Helotiales; Erysiphaceae
Source: the annotation of a GenBank genome assembly
AUGAAUUAUCUCAUGAAGAAGCCUCUUCAGUUCUGGCAUCUCGUCAUUUCAAACGUCUGCAAGCAAAGGUUUGUAUCCUACAGAGCAAAGAUUCUACUAGAUAAAGGCUCUAAACUAGACACAUGUGAUGAUACAAAAGUCUCUUCUGCUAAAGUUGUUCAACCAUAUCAGCAGCUACAUAAAAAACAAAAACAGCAGAGAGAUCAAUCUUACCUGCUAGAGUUAGCUCAUGUUAUUGUGACCGAGACAAAGUCCUUGGACCGACAGCUAGGUAAGAUGGGUGCACCCAUGCCCGGCUUUGAUGUCGAAUCACCACAGAACUUUCCAAUCCAGAGCGUUGAGGUAGAAAAUUCAAGAGCCAAGAUCAUUCAGGCCACUGAAGAUUUAGGAUCUCUUGUCAAAGGUCCGGCGGAACGUAUGCGAUGCAUGGCUUGGGAUCACAAUAAUUCUCUUUCAUUGCACGCAAUAUAUCAUUACAAGAUUGCACAAUCAUUUCCUGCAAACGAAACAAGAACCUUUUCCCAAAUCGCUGCAAAGGUCGGCCUCGGUGAACUGAAUGUCCGUCGCUUAUUGCGUCAUGCCAUGACCAAUCGUAUCUUCACCGAAGUCAAGCCAACCGUAGUAGCCCAUACGGCCGCAAGCAAGCUCUUAGCAGAAAACCCAACGAUGAAUGAAUGGGUUGGGUUUUGUGUUGAAGAAAUGUGGCAGGCAGCUGCUUGCACAGUAGCCGCACUUCAGCGUAACCCUGAGGCGGACGAUCCAAAACAAACCGGGUUUUGUCUCUCAAAUGCCACGAGUGAUGCUGAAUCUAUGUUCGACACUUUUGCCAAGUCACCUUUCAGAAGUGCUCGCAUGGGUAGAGCAAUGAAAUCUUUAACAGAUGGUCCCGGACACGAGCUCACGCAUCUCCUUUUAUCCUACGGCUGGGCCGAUCUUGAUCGUCGCCGAGGUACUGUUGUAGAUAUUGGCGGCUCGCACGGCUUUGCUAGUAUCGCACUUGCCUCGGCAUAUCCUUGUUUAAAGUUCAUCGUCCAAGACACAGCAACAACCAUCGCAUCAGCUCCGGCUCUAAGUGCUGCCCUCACGCCUCGUAUACGAUUUCAGGUGCACGAUUUUCACACGCCGCAACCCAUCAAAGGGGCUAACGUUUACUUUUUUCGCUGGAUUCUGCACAAUUAUUCUGAUCGCUUCGCCGUGCACAUUUUGCGCAAUCUAAUUCCUGCUCUAAAGCCGGGUGCUAGAAUCCUCAUAAAUGAGUACUGUCUCCCCGAAUCAAAUCAACAACCUCUCCUCCCCCGGAACACUCAUCUAAGCGAAGUCAAGAAUCAACGCACGAUGGAUCUUGUUAUGUUGACCUUGCUCAAUUCGCAGGAACGGUCUGAAUCAGACUUCCGAGAGCUUUUCAAGGCGGCUGACGCUAGAUUUCGAUUUAUCGGGGCGUAUACUGCUCCUGGUUCCCGCAUGGCUCUAAUAGAGGUUAUAUGGGAUGGUGAGAUCUCCGAGAGUGAUAGUAAUCCUUGA